AUGCCCCGGGUGGGGUGCCAGCACAAUGGGGUGUCUAUCCCCAUGCCCCCCCUCGACGUCCUCCGGGUCGGAGAACGGAUGCAGUACAAGAACGAAGAAAAACUCUUCCUCGUCCUAUUCUUCGACAACAAACGCAGCUGGUGAGACAUAUCUUCUCUGUUCUUCUCCAUUACUAAAUGCUAUGAAAGGGACUUUUUGAUGUUCUUGCUAGCAACAUUUGCAAUAUUAAAAGUGUUAUUUCAAUACAUGCUGUGAAUUUUCAUAGACAACCAACAGACAACACAGAGAACUCAAAUUUGUAUUAGAAGUUUUAAAUGUUUGCAGAUUUGUAUCAGAAGAAAUGUAGCUGUGAAUUUGAUUUAAUUCUUCUCUCUUCUCAGGCAAUGGCUUCCUAAGUCUAAGAUGGUCCCUCUGGGGAUAGAGAAGACCAUCGACAAGAUCAAGAUGAUGGAGGGCAGAACGUCCAGCAUCCGUAAGGCUGUUCAGACGGCCUUCAAACGUGCCAUGAACCACCUUAGCAUCGUCCAGGACGAACCUGUCAGUGACAUGAGCGAUGUGGACUAACACACACACACACACACACGCACUUACUCUCCAUUACUUACACACACACAUACACACACACACACACAACCCUGAAUUACUGCUAAUGGCCUUGUCCCGGACCUGAGCCUGGCCUACGCUCCUUCCUUCUCCUCUUCGUCAGUCUUUCCAGAGGUCUAUGCUGGCUGUGUUUACCAGGUGCCUGGCUACCCCCCUGGCUUGGUAUGGUACCCCCUUCCUCGUCAGCCCCCGCCCGCUGGUCUGACGGCUGCUGCUUUAAUGAAUGUGCCCGAGUUAACCUCCUAUCUACCUUUCUCCAUGGUCGUGUUCAUGAGUCACCAAAUGGAAGAACACGAAUUGAAACCGGGAGGGUUACAUGGACUUGCCCAAUAAGAAACGCUCAUUUCCGUUUUCUGUUCCAAAACAUUUUGAUAUGUUUCCUGUUGUGUUCCAUAAUGAACAUGAACCCAUGCCUGUGCUGCAAGACUGCUGCCAUGAUCCUCCUUCCCUAUGCCCUAUGACCAUGCCACUGCCAAGAUGGCUGCUUCUUUCUCACCUCACUCAUCUCACCAUACGCCAUUUAUUUCCACCUAAAACUACCUACUAUGUAUUUAAAUUAACUCUGUAAAUAACGGCAAUAUUUGUCUGACACACUAAGUUAUUUUGUAGAUUGAAAGAAAUUGGUACUGUACCAUGGAUUUUCUUAUUGGUAUUUAUAAUAUUUGGUGAAUUAUGUAAGCACUACGGUGUGGUAUUUCCAAGUGCUGUGAAAAUAAGACCAGUGUAAAAAGCCUUAGCAGUGUAAAAUAAUGGGGCUAAAACAAACUUUUUUUUCCGAAAGUAUUUCCUUUAAAAAAUAUUUAAUUUUUUAAGUUAUUGGAGUUUAUAAAAUAUAAGCUUCUCUUUGGCAUUAGUCCUUUUGUAAUCGCAUUUUUUUAAACGAUAGUUUUACUAUAUUUUUGUUCGUACAUAUUUAUAUGAUUGAAUAUAUAUAUAUCUCUAUACUUCAGAUGCUCACAUGUUGGGAAGUAUUUUGUUGUUAUGGAAACCGAAAGUGCGGCGUUCUCAAGAAACCAAAAAACUUGCUGCCCAGAUUAUUUUAUACUUUGAUUUGUUACAAAUGUAUUUUUUACAUCAUGGAUUUGACUGUUACUUACGUCUAGGACCUUUAUUGUAGACAUAGGAAGAUGUGCCUGUUGUUAUUUAUUGUAAAAUAUUUGCAUUACUUUAUAUUUGGAGAAUCGUGUAAGAGUAUAUAGUGGUUAUUGGCUCAUUUUGUGGUGAAUCCUUGGGUUGCGUUUUUUCUUAGUUACUUCUGGGUAAUUUUGACGGUUUAGACUUCACAACAUUCUUUUUUAUGUUAUUUUUCUGGGUAGCAUUUGGUCGUUUUGGAUACUUCCUUUUAUACUUAGUAGAUUUCUUUUUUUUUAUCAGGUCUAUUGCUGGGACUGUUUCCUUCCUUUUUAUCAAGACACAGAUAAAAAAAAGACAAUGAUAUAAAAUCAAUAUGAGCAAUGUCAUAAUUUAUUAUGAUACAAUCUAUCUUUCAACAGUACUGUACACGUUACUGAUGACAUGCCUCUUUCAUUUUACAGUGGGGAAAAAAAGUAUUUAGUCAGCCACCAAUUGUGCAAGUUCUCCCACUUAAAAAGAUGAGAGAGGACUGUAAUUUUCAUCAUAGGUACACGUCAACUAUGACAGACAAAAUGAGGAAAAAAAAUCCAGAAAAUCACAUUGUAGGAUUUUUAAUGAAUUUAUUUGCAAAUUAUGGUGGAAAAUAAGUAUUUGGUCAAUAACAAAAGUUUCUCAAUACUUUGUUAUAUACCCUUUGUUGGCAAUGACACAGGUCAAACGUUUUCUGUAAGUCUUCACAAGGUUUUCACACACUGUUGCUGGUAUUUUGGCCCAUUCCUCCAUGCAGAUCUCCUCUAGAGCAGUGAUGUUUUGGGGCUGUCGCUGGGCAACACGGACUUUCAAAUCCCUCCAAAGAUUUUCUAUGGGGUUGAGAUCUGUAGACUGGCUAGGCCACUCCAGGACCUUGAAAUGCUUCUUACGAAGCCACUCCUUCGUUGCCCGGGCGGUGUGUUUGGGAUCAUUGUCAUGCUGAAAGACCCAGCCACGUUUCAUCUUCAAUGCCCUUGCUGAUGGAAGGAGGUUUUCACUCAAAAUCUCACGAUACAUGGCCCCAUUCAUUCUUUCCUUUACACGGAUCAGUCGUCCUGGUCCCUUUGCAGAAAAACAGCCCCAAAGCAUGAUGUUUCCACCCCCAUGCUUCACAGUAGGUAUGGUGUUCUAUGGAUGCAACUCAGCAUUCUUUGUCCUCCAAAUACGACGAGUUGAGUUUUUACCAAAAAGUUCUAUUUUGGUUUCAUCUGACCAUAUGACAUUCUCCCAAUCCUCUUCUGGAUCAUCCAAAUGCACUCUAGCAAACUUCAGACGGGCCUGGACAUGUACUGGCUUAAGCAGGGGGACACGUCUGGCACUGCAGGAUUUGAGUCCCUGGCGGCGUAGUGUGUUACUGAUGGUAGGCUUUGUUACUUUGGUCCCAGCUCUCUGCAGGUCAUUCACUAGGUCCCCCCGUGUGGUUCUGGGAUUUUUGCUCACCGUUCUUGUGAUCAUUUUGACCCCAUGGGGUGAGAUCUUGCGUGGAGCCCCAGAUCGAGGGAGAUUAUCAGUGGUCUUGUAUGUCUUCCAUUUCCUAAUAAUUGCUCCCACAGUUGAUUUCUUCAAACCAAGCUGCUUACCUAUUGCAGAUGCAGUCUUCCCAGCCUGGUGCAGGUCUACAAUUUUGUUUCUGGUGUCCUUUGACAGCUCUUUGGUCUUGGCCAUAGUGGAGUUUGGAGUGUGACUGUUUGAGGUUGUGGACAGGUGUCUUUUAUACUGAUAACAAGUUCAAACAGGUGCCAUUAAUACAGGUAACGAGUGGAGGACAGAGGAGCCUCUUAAAGAAGAAGUUACAGGUCUGUGAGAGCCAGAAAUCUUGCUUGUUUGUAGGUGACCAAAUACUUAUUUUCCAGCAUAAUUUGCAAAUAAAUUCAUUAAAAAUCCUACAAUGUGAUUUUCUGGAUUUAUUUUUCUAAUUUUGUCUGUCAUAGUUGACGUGUACCUAUGAUGAAAAUUACAGGCCUCUCUCAUCUUUUUAAGUGGGAGAACUUACACAAUUGGUGGCUGACUAAAUACUUUUUUUCCCCAUUUGUCAUUUUUUAAAACAUUUUAGUCACUUUCAGCAGUAUUGACGGCCAGAGAUCACAUAUGGACCAGCUCAGGAGCGACACCAGACUGAAGAAGGAUGAUAUUGCGUCUGCAAUGGAGGACAGGCAGCUUUGGAAGACCCACUUUCUGUCCUGUCAACCCCAGAUGACCAGACGAUGCUUGCUUACCUGACUAUUAUGCAAGGUUAGAAUCGGACAGUAAUGCCUUGUUUGAAUACUGUUAAAAUUCCCUCCUUUUUAAAUUCAUUGAGGGAAUAACGGAUCCUGCACAAUCUAAUACAGUAGGUGGAGUAAAAGGAAUGAGCGGCCCGCAUGCGGAAUAGUACCGCUCCCCAGCGCUUUAUUCCUGCACCCAAAUCAACAUUGUUUCGACUUCAAAGAAGUCUUUGUCAGGUGAGUGCAUGCAGGUGAGUACAUAUAGGAGGUGCAGGCAAUGGCUAUACUAGCUUUCACAGAUCCAAUUAUUUUGAGAUCAGCGAUAACUUCAAGGAAGAAGGGAGGCAGGAUGCUCAUUCAAACAGACGGUUCAUCUCAAUAAUAUUUCCUUUCUCCUCAAAUGUGCACUCGUUCACUACUUACCACAAAUCUAAAAGCAUUGGAUUUGUGGAGGCAUGUGAUAUUGUGCAUUUCCAAGGGUCUCUCGCUUGAUUCAUAUAGGAUGUCAUUCUAAGACUGUUCACAUAGGGGCGCUGUGGCUCCAUAAAAAAUGAGAAGGCAUGAUCCCUGGCAAAAGACAGAUCCCUCAAUCAACUAUGUUAGGUGUGCUGGAGAAUCGGCUUGUUUAACGUGCAGCUUGUACAAAUAGCAGACAGUCAACAGAUGGUAUACCCACCCAUUGGAAAUAUUUUAUUAUUAAUGAUAGAAUAUUUUUUUUAUCACUUGUUUUCUUUGGUGCAAAUAAAUAAAUAAAAAUACCACUAUAACUGAGGUUUCGUCCCAGAUGGCACCCUAUUCCCUACAUCAAAUCAAAGUUUAUUUGUCACUUGUACAUGAUACAACAGGACGACGUAGGGUAUAGGGUGCCAUUUAGAAUGCAGACUGAGGCUUACUCUACUCUCAGAUCAUACUACACAGAUGAAUCCAGGUGUAGUCAUAGGGUAUAUAAUAGAAACCAUAAUAUAGCUUUAUGAUAUGUAUAUUUUAAUUAAGACACUGCAAUAGUGUGCAUGGAUUUCACAUAAUAUAAUAUGCCAUUUAGCAGAUGCUUUUAUCCAAAGCGACAUAUAGUUAUGCGUGCAUACAUUUUACUUAUGGGUGGUCCCGGGAAUCGAACCCACUACUCUGGCGUUACAAGCGCCAUGCUCUACCAACUGAGGACAACAUGUUCAGAGAAAAUAUAGAUUUUUUACCACAGAGUGAAAGAGCACAGUAUUAACCUAUAGUUUUAUGGCGGGUUUUAUGGUAUUUUUAUGCAAUAUGAAAUAUAAGUUGCCGGAGACAUUGAGGACAGAGGCAUAUUCCUCCAACCUCCUAAUCAUCAGGUUGCACAGUGAGACCUCUUCACUCAGUCCCCAACCAUCAACAAUCAGAUGCUAAUUGUGUAGGGAAGUAAACAACACAACAGCAAGCACUCAGGUGGAGAGAGAGAAGACGGGUGAGUCAAGCGUGAAUAUCAAUCUCCCACAUCAGUGUCAUCAAAUGACUUUGACAGAGUUAAGAGCCCUCUAAUUAGCCUAGUGGCAUGUGGCGCAGCAUGCAUGCACACACACACAAAGAGAAGCACUCUCUCUCUCUCACACACACACACCUUACCGCAUGCUGCCGAGCAUGGCAGGGCCUGGGGCUCGGCGUGCGUGACAUCACCCUGCCUGAUACGUUGAUAGGAUGGCAUGGAGGCAGCCAGCAGGUGAGACCAUAGUGACAACUAGAGAAGAAGAGGAUGGGAGGGGAUGAAUGCAUAAUCUCACCAACACACAGAUUUGUCACCAACCUGGGUUAGGGAGGAAUAGGAAAUGUCGGUGGUGUUAUGCACGCAUAUGAAGCACACACACACACACACUUUUUGAUUUAUGUCAAAAUUCUGCAGCCGAACAACACUCAAAUUGAUGAGAGGAAUCUCUCCUCAGGAACAUUUGUGACAAGAAGAAAACGGUAUGAGGUGGGGGGCAUUGUAGCACAUUUAAAUGAAUGUAUAUUUAAAAACCGCAUCUCUUGCAUAAACAUUAACACACAAACAGUCCUGAGAAACUCUGGCAAAUAUUCAACAUUAUCCCCCCAAUAUAUUCCUCCUUCUCCACCCAAUAGGCCCGUUCUCCAGUGGCUAUGGUGAAAACACUAGCUAGGCCACAUAGGGGCCCUAGGUAGAUUAAUAUAAAUAUUUAUGCACCGUGCUUAAACAUACCACAGAGGGGAAAUAUAAUUUGAGUGUUUCCAAGGUAAGCCAAACAAACAACUUCAAAAGAAUAUAAAUGCAAGUUUUAUAAUUUAAUUCGGUCAUACAUUACAUUUCUAUGCGGCCAUGCAUGUUGGAACUGGCUGCUGCUAGUAGCUAGCUAAUAAAUAUUUAAUAACUUUACUUGAUGACCUGAUUACUAUAGUCUGUCUCUGAUUGUGUUCCAAAUGGAACCCUAUUCCUUUUAUAGUGCGCUACUUUUGACCGGGCCCAUAGAGUAGUAGUGCACUAUAUAGGGAAUAGGGUGCCAUUUGGAAUGCUACCUCUUUCUCUGAAUGUCAGAGAACAGCUGAGAAUUAUUGGCAGGUAAGUAAAUAAAUUCAACUGUGAUUAAUAUUAUUCUACAAAUGUCAUGGGAUGAAAGGAGUAAACUGGCUUGAAUAAUAACAGAUCAUGGUGCCUCCAUUGAUCCAAUGGGGGCAUUAUUCCAUGACUCUCUCUUUUUGUCAUAUUGUAGCGAGCCAUAGUAUGUAUCUGAACAGUAGAUACCUCAUUGAGAGGUUUGGGCCUCUGGUGUAACGGCUUGGAUGUUGCUCUGGCAAACUUCAUGUUGUUCAGAAAAAACGUUAAUGUCCUCGAGUCAGUUCAUUUUGCAGCAGUCAAAGUACAUAUAGACAAGAUCACAUAUUAAAAUGUAAAACACAACAACAGCAAAAAUAAACAAAUAUUACAGAAUAUUUACAAAUAAGUCGGCAGGAUAGUGCAAAGGUCUAAAAAUGUCUGAGUAAGCUGGGCCUAUAUUUGCAUGUCAAAGUGCUUACUGCUUAAAGUGUAUAUUAGUCCAACAUCUUGUACAUCUGAGGUAUUGCACUUGGAAUGAAACAAUUUCUGCCUCUGUUGGUUUUUACUUUUGGCUGCCUGUACCUGCGGCCAGAGAGGAUGGAAUUCGGGGUGAACUGGAUGGGAAGAGUCUGAUGCGAUUUUACUCGCUUUCUGCAGGGCUCUGCCCAGAUAGACAUAUAUAGGUCUAUAGCACCUUUAUUAACAGUCAUUCAGUGGUCCAAGGUGUUAAUGCCUAUGUGUAGCAUCCCCCUUAUCUCUCAAAUUACAAGCGUGCGGAAGUGGGUGUGUGUGUGUGUGUGUGUGAGAGUGUGUGCAUUUCCGUGUGUGUGUGAUAGUGUUAAUGCUUAUGUGCAAGUGUGUGUUUAGUACCCAACCUGUAGGGGCUCUUCUCACAUGUCCUUUCAUCAAACACAGCAGCAGCAUGGUGAUCAGCCAAUUACCUGUGAAUGUCGUGCUUCAUUCUGCACAGGAAGCUGUGGGACCUGGCUUCAUGGAGAGAGAGAGAGAGGGAGAGAGGCUGUGUCCCAAAUGGCACCCUAUUCCUUAUAUAGUGCACUAUGUAAGGGAUAGAGUGCUAUUUGGGACGCAGACGGAGCCUUUGAAGUGAAGGAUAAUUACUUGUGUAGUUAUUAAGAUAAUUAGCUAAAGUCCAGCUCUAAAGUAAAUAGACUUGUUAAUGCUUUUUGACUGUGUUUCGAUUUGAAAGGUAAAAACCUAAUCAAACAUUGACUCGUCGUUGCUUUUGGGUGGGUGUGUGUCAUGUAUCUGUGUGUUUGUAAUGUGUGUCCACAUAUGUGUUGGAUUUGGCACACAGUAGUGUUCUCAGUGCGGCGUAAUCUUGUUCCCAAUGUUUGAUUGGCUGCGGUACAGUGCCUGGUGCGGGGACGUGGAUGAUGGGUCGGAGAUGUGUGUCUACUUGCAUUUAUGCAUGCUUCAUCCCUUGCCUGUGUAUGCGUGUGCGCACAUUUGUUUUCGUGUGUGUACGUGUUUGUCCAUACAUGCGAACGUGAGUUUGCACUCUUCAUCUCUUGCUCCUAAAAUAGAAACUCCCCCUCCACCACCACCAGUAGUCUCAUCAACAUUCCUCUCUCUGUUCCAAGGGCAGCCAGUGUAGUGCUGCUACUGAGUGACGGGGCUUAAUGUGCAACUAGCCACAAUUGGAUUUGCCAGAGGCCCUGUUCUGUAAGAAUUAUUAGAGUUACACUCUUUUCUUUUCCAUCCCCCCUCUUCUUCUCUUUCUAUCAAACAGAAACAGAAUUACCUCUCUGAGAGCAUGAAUAGUGUAGGAUUUCUGUCUCUAGAUCUGUGUCACAGUGUGAGGUGUCUUUGUGGAGAGCUGCAUAUGUCUUUGCAGGGGUGGACAGACAGGGAGUGUAGGGGCAAGUUGGGGAUUAUGUGUAAGUAUAAGUAAAGGAGUAUGUGUGUGUGUGUGUGUGUGUGUGUGUGUAUGUAUUCAUGCGCUUGUGUGUGCGCAUGCACAUUCCUGUGUGAAAAUAAUAUAUCAUAUAUGCCAUGUGUGUGUUUUGUGUGCACUACCAGUUGGCGUGUGUCUAUACCUGCGUUUAUACAUAUGUGUGGCACUGCGUGCCUGUUUAUACCCGUGCAGAGGCGAUUAUAGACAGUGACGCACCUGCAGUCACUGAGACAUCAUCAUUUUCAUCAUCCCUGCUUGGUUUUUCCAGAGUAAUCUGGCUUCUCCACUCAUGUUUCUUGCUUCAAAGGAGUGAACAAAUGAAAUGAAAUGUUGAAAUGUGUCAGGCUUGUCACAGAACCCAAUCACAGCAUGAGUUUAUUCAAAAUGCUUUUAAGAGCUCAAUUCUAUCUAUUCAAUCAUACUCUGAAGUGCAGGGUGAAGUUUGUAAACAAAGACACUGCAUAAACAUUGCUAUGGUGGGUUUGAUUGAAGUCCAAUAUGAAGGCAACAAACCUCUCUACAAUCACCUUUAAAUGGGAUCAUGUCAAUAUACAGCGCAUUUGGAAAGUAUUUAGACCCCUUGACAUUUUCCACAUUUUGUUACGUUACAGCCGUACUCCAACCUGACAGUGCUUGAGAGGAUCUGCAGAGAAGAAUGGGAGAAACUCCCCAAAUACAGGUGUGCCAAGCUUGUAGCGUCAUACCCAAAAGACUCAAGUCUGUAAUCGCUGCCAAAGGUACUUUGUCAUUAUGGGGAAUUGUGUGUAGAUUGAUGGGGGGGGGGGGGGAACAAUUUAAUCAAUUUUAGAAUAAGGAUGUAACGUAGCAAAAUGUGGAAAACGUCAAGGGGUCUGAAUACUUUCCGAAUGCAAUGUAUAUCCACUGAGCCUCUUUCCAAAUGUAUCAUGCAUGGCUGGUGGGAUCUGUCACUAUUGCCUCCCUGUGCCUGCUUAUCCCCAUCACUCAUUGCUGCAGUGGCACUAAAACACACACUGCUUCCAAUUUUAACAGAGAGAGGGGGGAAGGAGGGAGGGGGAGGGAGGGCAGGAGAAAGGGAAUGAGGGAGAUAGAGAGAGUUUAGUUUAGUUUAAUAGGAUCCCCAUUAGCUACUGCACAUGAAAAGAAAAGAAGGAAGCCUGUACAGAAUAAUAUUCCAAAACAUGCAUCCUGUUUGCAACAAGGCACUAAAGUAAUACUGCAAAAAAUGUGGCAAAACAAUUAACUUUCUGUCCUGAAUACAAAGUGUUAUGUUUGGGGCAAAUCCAAUUCAACACAUGACUGAGUACCACUCUCCAUAUUUUCAAGAAUAGUGGUGGCUGUAUCAUGUUAUGGGUAUGCUUGUAAUCGUCAAGGACUGGAGAAUUUUUCAGUAUAAAAAAUAAACGGACAGGCAAAAUCCUAGAGGAAAACCUGGUUCAGUCUGCUUUCCACCAGACACUGGGAGAUGAAUUCACCUUUCAGCAGGACAAUAACUUAAAACACAAGGCCAAAUCUACACUGGAGUUGCUUACCAAGAAGACAGGGAUUGUUCCUGAGUGGAAAUGAUCAACAACCUAUUUGACAGAGCUUGAAGAAUUUUGAAAAGAAUAAUGGGCAAAUAUUGUACAAUCCAGGUGUGCAAAGCUCUUCGACACUUACCCAGAAAGACUCAUAGCUGUAAUUGCUGCCAAAUGUUAUUCUUUUAAAAGCUUCUCUAAAAAUCAUAUAAAUCAGAAUUAAACAGCAGUUGGACUGAUCCUACAGCCUUCUUACACUCAACAACCCUGAAGCAAUUGUCAGCAGACAAAAAAUAAUCACUAAAAACAGAGAUCACCCAAAAAGAAAAUGUAGACACUGUUAAAACAUUCGCGCGGAGAAAAGCACCAGGAAUGGUUUUACAUCUUCCUAAGUCUGAGGGUGGUUUUAACCUUCCAGACAUGGAAUUGUAUCAACUCGCCACCCAAGGCUUUUACUUGCACUAAAGAGGAACAAUGAGUACAUAUUGAAGAUGCACAUGCUCAUCCCUUAAUCUUUUCACAUGUCGAUUUUCAAAUGAUAAAGCUAAGAACAUUAACAACUUCAUAGUUAAGAACACUAUAACGAUAUGGAACAAAAUGAAACAAGAACCAAUAUCACUCCUUAAAAACACAGCCCUAUGGAACAAAUCUUUGGAUAGCUUUUCAGAAUUCAGCGAUAAAUUGGCCCACAUGGAAAACUAAAGGCAUAGAAACUGUAAAUUACUUGGUAAUAGGAAAUACAUUUAUUUAUUUUGGACUGACCAAUGUAGAUAUUUUCAAAUACAUGCAACUUAAAAGUUUCAUAUCACGAAAUUUCGAUUUGAAAUCUUCUGGACAUCAGAGAAAUCUUGAGGGAAUCCUAUUUUCUGUCAGAAGUAUUACAAUGUAAAUGAACUUUUAAUCCGCCUGUCUGCAUAUUUCAAGACAUGGCAUAUGAGGGUGCAGUUAGAUAGCCGAUGGGUUGGACGAUACUUUUCUUGUCAAUUAUCUUGAAAAAAUGCAUACUUAAAAACUGGAAAUCAACCAAUCCUCCAUCGUUAACACAAUGGAAACCUCAAAUGCUUUAUUAUUUAAAUGUUGAUGCUUUAUUAUCUAAAAGUUGAAAGUGCAUGGGCGACGGAGCGAAACAAAACAGUUUGAGGACAGUGAUGCUGGAGGUGGGGGGUGUGAGCAUUGAUGUUUGAGUGCAUUUGUAUGUUGUUUGUAUGUGUAUUUUCUUCUAUUGUUGAAAAAAAAAGUAUAUCUCCCCCCAGCUUUGCCAAAAGUGUGCAAAGCUGUCAUCAAGGCAAAGGGUGGCUAUUUGUAGAAUCUCAAAUAUAAAAUAUAUUUUGAAUUAACACUUUUUUGGCUACUACAUGAUUCCAUAUGUGUUAUUUCAUAGUUUUGAUGUCUUCACUAUUAUUCUACAAUGUAGAAAGUAGUUAAAUUAAAGAAAAACCCUUGAAUGAGUAGGUGUUCUAAAACUUUUUCUAUAGAUGUUAUAUCCUUGUAUUCAUACUGCUGUAUUAUCAAAGGUGCUUUCUAAGUGAGUCACAGAAAUUGCUAUUAUAUUCAUAUUAUCUAAGAUUAGCAAAUUACUAAUCUCAUAUUUAUAUGUGCUAAUUUUAACCACUUUCCUGUGUAGCUUAUCUAAAACUGAACUCAUAAUGAUAAUAAAUUGUGCUUCUAAAAAUUAUAUUUCUGAUAAUAACAAAUAAAUAAUUAAUGGAUUUUUGAGCAGAUUAUGUUCAGCAGAUGCCUUGGUUUAGCUCUGCUGCAGCAGGUUGCUCUAUUCUUCAUGCCACUUCUGUGUAGCUGUCUUGCUGACUGUUGGUCUCUUCUGAUUGUGGUGUUGUGCUGUUAGCGUGAGGGGGUGCUGUCCACUCUGGAAGGGGACCGAUGGUGCAGGGUGGUGUUGGCCACUCUGGAAGGGGCCUGCUGGUGUAGGGUGGAGCUGGCCUCUAGAUGUGGCCAGAUGGUGCAGGGUGGUGUUAGCUGUUCUGGAUGGAGCCCGAUGGUGUAA
Molecule: messenger RNA, 11842 nt
Organism: Coregonus sp. 'balchen'
Lineage: Eukaryota; Metazoa; Chordata; Actinopteri; Salmoniformes; Salmonidae
Source: the annotation of a GenBank genome assembly